Mollisia scopiformis is the source of this 1035-nucleotide messenger RNA. RefSeq lists its product as uncharacterized. Bases 1 to 1035 code for a protein of 344 amino acids. Lineage: Eukaryota; Fungi; Ascomycota; Leotiomycetes; Helotiales; Mollisiaceae. The record is from RefSeq and is a predicted model, not a curated record. The transcript has 2 exons.
AUGGUUUCGCAGACUGCUAUGGUUGUCACAACCACGAACAGCUGGACGAUUACAAACCUCGGGCCUAUCACUGCAGCUUGGACGCCACCUCCUAGCUGCUACGAGACCACAACUUGGAAUAGUAAUUUGAAUACUCUGUACAUAUAUGACCUCCUACCUAGCGAUGAUUGGAAUUGCAUGCCACCGAUUGCGGGGAAGACAUCGAAUUAUCCAACUCCUAACUUCCCCAGUAUCGGCUUUGGAAAUCUUCUCUAUUACUGGCCAGCAACUUGUCCAAACGGUUGGUCGACAGCUAACACAAACGCUCAAUCAACUGUGGGAAAUGUCACCGCAUGCUGUCCUACACGUUUCGGAUAUAACGGAGGGUUGUGCGAACAUGUACGACCAGACGGCACAGGAACCGGAGCAGUCAUCACAAAUAUCAUGGAUGCUUCAGACAGAGGUCACAGUCCAACGACAGUCUUUGCGACUACUCUCAGUGUGGUACCAUCCUGGCUUCCAAUAUGGGCUUAUCCGAUAUACAUAAUGGAGCAACCUGGUUAUUCAGCAAGUACGCAGCGCAAUUCGAGUGUUUCUCUAUUGAAUUCCCAUACAAAGCAUCUCUCGGGUGGCGCCAAGGCUGGGAUAGCUGUGAGCAUUUUAGUGGUCGUCUUCUCCAUCUCUGCCGGAGUAUUCUUCUACUUCAGACGGAGAGGCCUGCAGAGAAGGCAACGGCAAUCCCAACAGGAACUAACAGGGAUCACAAACGGAUACGACCGGGGACAGGUCAUCUCUACUACCAUUGGGCAUACUGCUGGCGAACAAACAGAUGACCCGACUUCCUCUGAGAAAGAACCAGAUCUCCCAGAAUACAAGAGCAGUUUCUCGAGAGACAGGAUACGUCCCGAGAUAGAACACUUGGAGACGGCCCAUGACGGAGUAGAGUGUCGCCCCUCUACCAUUCACGUCAAGACCUCUUCGGCCGUUGUUGCAGCUAUCAAUCCAUCCCCGUCGACGCGAUUACCACCUACAUCUGAUUACCGACUUGGAAGAUGA